Messenger RNA from Funneliformis caledonium, 159 nucleotides. The record is from the annotation of a GenBank genome assembly. Lineage: Eukaryota; Fungi; Glomeromycota; Glomeromycetes; Glomerales; Glomeraceae.
AUGGAUGCAUGGGGAUGUAGGAUUAAGUGUUGGAUGUUACCUUACGUUCCAUCUUUCUUGAUAUGGAUGCGAUACGAUAAUAUUAAAGAAGAACUUCGAAGUAGAGAAGAAAAUAACAAUAUUACUUCCAAUAUUGAGGCCAAUGACUUAAAACUGUGA